UCAAAACAAUCCAUCGACCAUUCAGAUUCUGAGCCAUGGAAUCGCAAAAAUAUUUUCUUAUUCGAAAUUGACGGGGCUCAGUAAAAGUCUUGGAUUAUAUUCUUAUUUCUUCAAAAGUGAAUGUAAAUCAUUGUUAUAUCAUCGUUACCGUUUUAUGCGGGUGCAAAAUUAUUUAUCAUUUAAAUCGACGCGAAGCAUGAUAGUUAUAGAUGGCGCUUACGGCUCGUAAAGUUGAGCGAAAUUCGCCCGAUCCAGGCCAUAAGUAUGCAGCAUACAUCUGCGUACUUUGUGCGAGCUAUAUAUAGUUCGCGUGCAUGCAGUCAAUCGAAUCAGUACAUUACGGUAAAGAAGUCCGAUGAGUCGGUUGUAUGCAUGCGACGGCGAGAUCCGAAUUGGCACAACAAAGCGUGCACGCUGCUCAGCAAGUCCAUGCUGAGAACGUACAAUACGAUAGGCCGACUAUACAAAUUUCAAUAGCUGCUGCACGUAAGUACGAUUCAAGUAGAGGCUAAUUCGACCAAUCCAGGCGACUUUAUGACAGUUGACGCAAGUAUCGCAAAGCCACUACUAACGAGUGUUUUGUCGAGGUGCACCUGUAACCAUCGCGUAUGUAUGUACACAUAAUAUAGGUACCACUGCAUACAUGUUACUAUAAUUAGUUAUGAGCUCGGCUCUCGAGGAGUCAUAGUCCACGCGCCUGAAUGACAUAAUCCUCGGAGCCCACAUACCCAAGAGCUAGCUGGAAAUAAUAAAGAAGUGUAUGCUUAUAAGAGCUGAGAAGAGCUACGAGCCUUUGCCUAUUACGUUUGACAUGGUAAAACGGAGUUCCGUUUGAAUACGGACGAAAAAAGUGCCAGGAAUUUGCAUAAAAUGACAGAGCAACAAAGAGUCACUUCAGUUAAUAACACCUUAACAAUGAUGGAGGACAACUGACCCGAACGAUUCGUACCCAAGACCCAUUACAUUAGUAAAAAAUCGAUAUCAAUAUAGAUGGUAAAAUUAUCUAAGUGAACAAUUUUCUUGGCUAUACGUGUGUGAAGUAUGAGCCUAGCAUUAUAAAUUGUAACAGCAUUCAUCCUGCCUCACUUGGUGGGUAAAUAACGACAUAAUACAACUACAAGUGUGUAGGCACAUGCAUAAAAAUUGAGCGUUGUGUACGCGAAUAGGCGAGAGACCGAAGUUGCAAUUUAUUGGGCUAUUUAAUAUUUGUGUGCCACCACUUGGUAGAUUAGACUUUCGAGUUAGCAGUUGGAAGCGCAGAAGCAGUAGCAGCAGCAAUUUACUUUCGGAGUUUCAAGCCGAGUCGUCGAAUAACGAGUCACGACUAUACUAACAAUAUAGCUACGAAAGUGUGGAGGCUCACUGGCUCACUGGCGAGUCGUUGCGAAUCGAAACUCUGCGCGUCGGACUCGUCUGCGUCUCGUAUCUGGCCAAUACAUAAUCGCAAUCGCGCAAGUCCCGUCGGAGCAGAGCAGAGAAAGCAACAGCAGUAGCAGCAGACAACUCAUGUGUCAAGCGUCGACAGUUGUUGCUACUGCUGCGUCGUAUAUAAUUCGCAAUAUCAUAUAUGGUUUGUGAAAGACGCAUAUAGACCGCUGGAAACUGCUCGAUCGGGCAGUCUGCGUUGUGCGAUUCCACGCAACGCGCACCUCGCACGUAUAGGCACACAGAGCAGAGCGAUUAAAUUGCAAUAUUGUCUGCGCGCUGCGCUUUUGUGCGUGUGCAGCAACUCUGCUCUAGUCGAGUGUGCCCGAUACACGUUCGUGCACGCGUGCUGAUUUUUCGCCUUCUUUUUUGUCGCCUUGAUCGUGCAUCGUCGCGCACGAUAUAUAGGCCCGCGUGCGAGCGCGUGCAUGUGUGUACGUACGUAUAUACCACUGUGUGUAUAGGUGUAAGCCAGAGAAGCUAGACCAGUCCACGCACGCUUAUCACGAGCUUCUGCACGAGCAGCCUCGAGACUACGAGCGUCCCAUAUCAGUGUGCAUCGACAGCAGCAGCAAAACAAUCGAUCGCAGCCGACGACCAAAACAAAUCUGAGAUCCUUUCGUUUUGGUGUGUGCCUCGAUCGGAGUUGAGUAGUUACUCCUGCUGCGCUCGGCUGGCUCGUUUACUCUCACUCUCCCUUUUGCCCCCCUCUUUCUCUGUUGCGAGGGCCGCUCGGCCGAGACUUUUCGUCCUUAUACGUCGUCGGACGCGCAGCCAAGGCUACGCUGCAGCCAACGAUCUGCCGCGGCUUGCAUCGGGAUUCGAGGGCGCAACUGGGCCUCCCCCUGAGACACCGAGCUGACACCGAGUGCCAGGGUGGCUGGCCCGUAACGUUCAACAGUUCCUGCUCGCCCCGACCAAGAGCACAACAUAGCCGCCACACCUGAUAUUUCUCUACUCUGUGUAAACGGGGUAUGGUACGCGCGACAACAAUUACCUGGGGCAUGGGAGAGCCCGAUAAGCACUGCCACGGCAGACCCGCUACAUCUUCAGCCUCAGCAACGACGCAUUCUUCCACCUCCACGUCCAGCCACAAAGACCUCGAUGAGGAAGUCGCACUUCAUCCGCUCAGUAACCAGGUCGGAGGUCAUACUCGUCUUCUGCUGCUCAACCAGAAUACUAUCUGCAAGCCGUUGAACUGCAGGGAACUCGACUUUUAUAGGAACAUUCCGCAAGAUAUACAAAUGUUUGUCCCUAAAUUUAAAGGAAUUAUGCAGGCGUCCAACAGCGGUGAAGUCAAGUUGGAAAAGCGCUACAGUCCAAACUUCAGAGAUCAAGAAAUAAGACACAGCGGUAAAUCCUCUACAAAACGAAAACGAGACGAUGUUUUGAGAAUGAAAAUUCAUCGGAAAAACAGUUCGAUAGAUGUUUCAAAAUCAUCAAUGCAUUUGGAUUUAACGGCAAAUAAACAAUAUUUCCUAUUACUAGAAAAUAUAACGUCAUGUUAUUCACAACCCUGCAUAUUGGACCUGAAAAUGGGGACGAGGCAGCACGGCGACGAUGCAACAGCCGAAAAACGAAGCAAGCAGAUAGCCAAGUGCGCUGCAAGUACCUCGGCUUCGCUAGGAGUACGUUUGUGUGGAAUGCAGGUUUAUCAAGCAGACACGGAUCACUAUAUAAAACGAGAUAAAUAUUACGGCAGAGAACUAAACGAGGAAGGUUUCAAAGCAGCGCUUUACAGAUUUUUUCACAAUGGCUAUUCUUUGAGAACUUCUAUAAUUGAAAAAGUCAUAACAAAACUAGAACAAUUGCGCCGUGCUAUCGAAAGACAAAGCAGUUACCGGUUUUAUUCCUGCUCUUUAUUAGUGGUGUACGAAGGCUACCAAGUAGACGCGUACACGGAGCAUCACGACACAUCGCUGGGAGUAGCUGAGCCUUUGGUAACGCACUCGGAUCACUGCUGUUACGACGCAGACACCAGCAACAGCUCGGCGGACUACAAUUUGUCCAGCCACGAAGAAGUUAGUCAAGCUACCUUGCACCGGGGCUUCGGUGAGGCAGCAGCCCGUGGUGCUAAAAAUCCCCUUGGAUUUUAUCCUGUUAACGAGGAGACCGUAUUCAUGGACCAUCAUUCUGUGCACGGUAUUAUGUCGGAUCACCUGAGCCACCAUCACACGGAUAACUGGAUGCUUUAUGGCAACAGCAACAGCAGUAGCAGUAGUAGCAGUAGUAGCAGUAACAGUAGUCAUGGCGCAAGUGGCGACGAAUUUUGCUGCGGUGGUUCGCGACACGGGUUGGUCAUCAACUCCGAAGAUACGAGUUCUGAUCUUGAUAUCAGUCGACUAUCUGAACGUACUGGAUUAAAGCAUAAUCAGAAAUUGCAGCUUCAUUGUAGACAUCAUAGGCCCGUUCAAAAAAAUGAGCAUGGCAAUGACGAUGACGAUGAAGAAGAAGAUGAUGAUGAUGACGACGAUGAAGAUGACGUUUGUACCAGUAUUUCAAAACGAUUAAAAGUCAAAGUCACUUCAAGCACAUCUGCUACUGCUAAUAUUGGGCAGAAAAGUACUUUAGACGACUCUCUAGUCGAUGUGCGCAUAAUCGAUUUUGCUCACACGUCUUUUUCGCAUGGUCAUAGUACUUCAGCAGCCAGCUGUUCCAAUGCUACCCUUCAUCAGGGUCCGGAUUGUGGUUUUCUUACUGGGCUUGACAGCCUUAAGCGCCUGUUACUGGAGAUACUCAAUGAAGGCUAAUUUUUUUAUACAUCUCCGGUAAACGCUCACGAUAAUUGUAUUUUUGUGUAUGAGGCUUGUUGGCGAUCAAACUAGUCUCUAAAAGGUGAACAUAAUUAGUUACGCAGUCAAUUUUGAUUCAUUCCCGUAAAUGAUGUGUUUUAUAUUUUUAGAUUAUAUCGACUCAAGUCGACUCAAAAUUGUUGGGAAUAAUUGAUGGUAGCACAUGUAUAUUGGAUACGAAUACUGAGAGCCGUGAAUGCCGAAGGAAAUAUCUAAAAAUUGAUAAAUUAUAAAUUAUCAGGCUGAAAUUGUCAAAUGGAAAUUUGAUUAGUUUUCUAUAGUUUGAAACUAUGCAAUUUUUCUUUAGCUAAAUUAAUUUAUCAAUCAAAUUUCUCAAUGAGGCCUAUGUAUAUUAAAAUCCUCAAUGUUGUCAACGGCUAGUUUUGAACUAUUAUGUUCAAAAUAAAAACGAAGACUUACUAUUCUAGUAGAUGGGAAAAUGCCGACGAUGCCUUACGCAUGCGUUUGCGACAUUGUCUAACGAUUGAAACAAAAUUAUUAAAUUCUUCAGAGAAAAUCUUUGAAUGGGUAUAUGCAACACAAAAAUAUCCUAAUGCAAAGCUAGAAACAAUGAUGAAAAGGUUCCUGCCAAAAGUAUAUGGUGUUGAAUUACACAUUCACAAUAAUUAAAUAUUGCCAAGUACAUUAUUUCACAAUAAUCAAAUGUUUUCUCCUGCAAUAAAACUGCUGGGAAAAAUUACUCUACUAACAUUCAUAAUAAUUUGGUGCAUAAACCCAAUUACAGGAAAAAGUAGGCAUUCUAGUGUCUAUUGUAAUUUUUAAUUAAAGUAUGAAUGUGUUUGUUAUUGAAUCUGUAAUAAAAGUAAAAGUCCAUAAAAUUAGAUGUGAUGAAAAUACAGUGUUAGUAGCAAAAAAUAGGUAAAAGAUCAACCAUGGUUCUAUUAGCGCACUUUUAUUUUUUAUUGUUGUGACAGUUAUGUUGUCAUGGAAAAUGGAUCAUUCUUUGCUUCGUGAUUAUAGUGAAUUAAGUACCUUAGGAUGUACAUUUAAAUAAGUCUUACAUCGCAUAUGUAUACGCGUGAUGUAAAAUAUUAUUUUUUACUUCCUUUAUUGUAAAUAUUAUUUUCAUUGACUUUUUAGAAAAGUGUCUAUUUCAACCGAAAUUUAAGCCCAAAAAUGUAUAUCUUCGUCGAAAGCUAAAAUAAUCAGCACGAACUUAGUACAAUACGUACUUAGAUCGCCUAAUAACAAUACCUUAAGCACUCGUUAAUUAGCUUUGACCGCUAAUUACACUUCCCUUUGGCUAGGGUGAUUUUACAUGCCUCACCUUCAUUACAGCUUACUGAUAUAAGUCAGCUUUGUUUACGAGAUUCGGCUAUUUUCUAUUACCGAUCGGUGGCGGGUGAGGCUUGGUCUGACGAGAUAAAUCAACGUUGUAAUCUCAAAGUUGCGAGAGAACUUUCCGAGAGGAUCCUCUAUCAUACAUAAGGAUUUGUCUCCUCAGCUCACAGUAAAUCAGUUUUGGUAUGUAAAAUCGCCGAGUCCAAAUAAGCGUCCUUGCGUGUAAUUAUACGUGCCUUGGGGCUUUUUUGUGGUUCGAGUACGUAGUAUACUACUUCGUAAAUCUUACAGCAGAAAGUAAAUAUUUCGUUCGACUUGCGACUAUGAUAGUAUGAAAGAAACUAUUUUUACAACUCAAAAUGUCAGAUUUACGAGAACACAUUUACCUUCAUCAACAUAAAUUAUUAGAAAAAAUAAUAACAAAUGUUAUAAGCUGAUACUUUAAAUAAUUCGAGUAAAAAUCUAUAAUCGGUACUGAAUGUGAUAAAAUAAUAUAAGAUGAAAAUAUUUACAUAAAAUUGCAAUGAUAAUGUUUCGUAGCUCUAGAUUUUGAAUUUAAAAUAUUUUUACGAAACACAGUUAAUGAAUUAAACGUAGAAAAUGUUUCAACAAUCAUUCACGAUCAUUUUUAUAAUUUUAAAACUGAACAAACAGAAUUUGGUGUACAUAUUUAAUUAUAAUCCAGUUCCUGCCGCCAUGAUUUUAAGCAUUUGUAGGUCUAAAACGAUUGUAUUAUCUAGUUCUUCCAAGGAAUUGAACAUAUGUUUAAUAAUUAAAAAACAUAUAUAUAUUAUAUAUAUGAAAGACGAUGUUGCUUUAGUGUAACUUGUAUUUAAACUGAAAAUAGUAGUUGUAAAUAGAUCUAUUAUUCUUAAUAAAGGAUAAAUAUAAAUUAAAAUUCUGGAAUAUUUUAUAUAGAUAAAAAAGCAAAAAUCUGUGUAAAUACCCUUACUCGAGAUACCCUCAAAUCAUUUCUUAUACUCAAAUUAUCAAAUUUUACACUAUCUCGAGAAACAGUUCUUCAACUCAAAAAUUUCAGUGCAUUAUUUAUCAAAACUAUAUAUACAAAUUAAGUUUAUGUUGAACUAUUGGGCUUGGUAGAUGAUUCUGCAUAAAAUUAAUUUUUAAGUCAAAAUGAAACAAUAAAUAUAAACACAUUCACAACACAAACAGUAUGUAUAUAUUGUUAUACUGUAUAAUCAAUUAUAAAAUAGAUUGAAAUAAUAAAAUUGGUUUGUUUACUAAAUUACUAUUGAUUGAUACAUUUUAGUUCACAUAAUUAUUAAUACGAAGAUUUAUCAAAAAGAUGCUGUAGUCAAAGUGAAAACUUUAUAAUGUUAUGUUCUCUGAGACUCGUACUAUACAUUUUUCGUUGACGGCUCCGUGAAAAAUCAUUGAAAAAAGUUAUAAGUAGAACUUUUUUACUAUAAAUUAGUUAUAUAUAAUAGUAUAUAUAUUUAGUAUUUGUAAAUGUACUUUGUGAAAAUACACGUUCGGAAUUCGUUCAACUUUUCUUAUAAUUCGAUUUAAUUUUUUUAUGCAUUCAAAAAUUAGGUUGCGAAAACGCUAAUAGCACUUUUGUUCAGUUUCAAAUGACAUGAAAGGCACUCCUUUGAAAUAAGUAACUUUAAAAACACUAUUAAAAAGAUAUUGCAAGUACUAACUCUUUAUUCUAAACUAAUAGAAUGUAUAAUUUGUGAUGUGCAGUCAAAUAAAUAUUUGUUUUAGAUAAAGCAAAGACUUAUUUAUAAUCACCAUGAGCCAUCAUUACAGGGUUCAAACAUCUAAAUUUGUUUUUGAAAAGUCAAAAAUCGUCGGUUUAAAUGUUUAGAACUAAUUCAUCGCGACACAAAUACACUAUCAAAAUAUGUAUAUACUAAUUUUUAUCAAAAUAUGCAAAAAUAAAUAAUCUUGAGGAUAACAACAA
Messenger RNA from Trichogramma pretiosum, 7446 nucleotides. RefSeq names its product inositol hexakisphosphate kinase 1 (gene Ip6k). Gene Ontology annotation, biological process: phosphatidylinositol phosphate biosynthetic process; inositol phosphate biosynthetic process. NCBI's taxonomy places the organism in Eukaryota, Metazoa, Arthropoda, Insecta, Hymenoptera, Trichogrammatidae. Gene Ontology annotation, cellular component: cytoplasm; nucleus. Bases 2400 to 4175 code for a protein of 591 amino acids. The transcript is spliced from 7 exons. The record is from RefSeq and is a predicted model, not a curated record. Gene Ontology annotation, molecular function: inositol hexakisphosphate kinase activity.